Messenger RNA from Microplitis mediator, 2631 nucleotides. RefSeq lists its product as uncharacterized. NCBI's taxonomy places the organism in Eukaryota, Metazoa, Arthropoda, Insecta, Hymenoptera, Braconidae. The transcript has a single exon. The record is from RefSeq and is a predicted model, not a curated record. Bases 551 to 1633 code for a protein of 360 amino acids.
UAUUACCUUCGUGAUAAAUUUAGCUAGUAAUCAUUCUAAAAUUAAUCAAACGAGUAUUAAACCAUCGCCGGUCACAGAAAAAUCAUUUUAAACAUAACAAGUACUCUAAUGUCUGAUUCAGUGAGUGGUAUAUUUCAACUGCCUUCUUGCGUUUUAACGUUUCCUGAAGAAGUUGAUUAUCUUACUGACUCCCUAAUAAAAAUUCACGCAGCCUUGCAUAACUACCCAGUGAAAAUUGUCAAGCCAAUCCGUAAAUCUAUUCACUAUGGCGUUUAUUUAACAAUAUCUUAUGCAUCAUAUGACAAAUUGCCGAACAAUGAGGUGUCAAAUAUCGACAAUCAGGAAAUGCCUUUGCUGCUUUUGCCUGAUAUCGUCUAUACGCGUAAUGUCGAAAUAGAUGACUCAAUAAACACAAUGUGCGGUGUAUAUAAAGCUGACAAAAAUACGCCAUUAUUCACUAUCAAUGCGUCUGGGUUAAGUAGUAAAUUAAACGAUACUGGUCUUGCGGAAAGUCAGUUAGCAAGAGCAAAUCUUAAGAAAAGUCAAAAACAUGGAAAGCGGAUCAAACCAAAAGAAAGUGAAAAAUCUGACUUAUGAAGAACUGCAUAAACAGAAGCGUGAAUUGACAUCAACUUUAUUGAAAAUUUAUCCGGAUCUCGUGAAUUUUGAACCCGAUAUUCAAUCAAUUGUCGAAACGUUUACGUUGUCGCUCGACAAUCGACUAAAUUUGGAAACUAUAAUUAAAAAAUUGAACGAUCAUUUGUCGAAGUCGACGUUCCCUUCGGACGGGCUGUUAAAAUUUAAGAAGCUCAUUUUUUCGAAAAACAAUUUGAAUAAUUUGGAUGCACUACCCAUUGGAAUCAUACUGUCUAUCGACAUGCACAGUCAUGCUGCCCAAGCGGCAUUGAAUGUUAAGCAUACGAAAAUUUUGUACUCAAGAGAAAAUUCAAAAUCGAGCGAAAAUUCCGAAGUCAUUACAAUCCAAGAACUCAAACAUCCGAUUCUUCCAGAUAUUGAUGUAACUGUACUACAUCAAGGUGUCAAGUACUGUUGGUUUCGUAUAAAACUAUUCAAUCAUGACGAUUUUUCUCAACUGGAAUUACCGUUUACGCCGGUGCAUUAUUACUUUUAUACAAAUCUUAUUGUGGAAAUUUACUACCAUCGAGAAUGUCGUAAUUAUAAAGACAUCUAUUGGCUUACGAUGGAUUAUUUGAAUUCGUCACCGCUAAUUGACAAAAUAUAUUUUUUUUCUGACUGCCGAUUGGUCGAGCGAAUUGACAACAAGGUCAUCCAGUUUUCAAAUACUUUGAAAUUUUUGUAUUGCUACCGCCUAAAUACGGCGAGUUUUUCGGUGACGUCAAUUGACGAUUUGGAAAAUUUGUUUAAACUAUUAAUUCGCACUACUGUGUUUUUGUACCGGCGUAAUUUCAAUAUGGUCAAUGAAGAUUUGGACACACCAUUCACAGCUCUUACGGGAGAACGCGCUCACAUAAAUGUUCGUCGAUUUUUAAGCGAAGAAAAUAUAUAUUCAGUAAACAAUGCACGCGAUGGGUUGAUAUUGGGCACUGGUACUCAAAUCGGAGGGAUCAAUUCACACGAAGUUAUUAUAAAGUGCAGUGAUUUUGUUAAGUAAUCGAUUAACUUGAAUUUUUAUUAUUUUAUUAACAUUAUUAGGGUUCUUAUCCAUUUUUUAUACAAUCCCUGACUAAAAAUAUUUAUUGAAAAGGAUUGAAAAUUAUUUCAAUUUUUUUCAAUCCCACGGAGGAUUUGGAAAAUAUUGAAUGGAAGUGAAAUUUCGAUCAUUUGAACACUUUCUAAUUCUUAAAAUGGAAUUCAAAAGUAUUGAGAAGAAUUCAAUCUUUCAUCAUUUCAAUACCUUCCAAUAUGGAAUUAUUUUGGUAUUGAGGAUUCAGAAAGAUUCAAAAAUUUCAAUUCAUUUGAAUCUUUUCCAAUUCCUCGGAAGUUUAGAAAUUCUUAUAUGAUUUUGGGAUUGAAAAGUAUUAAUUUUAUGUCCAAAUGAAAACCUUGGGGUAUAAAAAGUAUUCAAAAGGAUUCGAUUCUCAUCUUUUUCAAUACUUUUCAAUAAAUAUUUUUAAUCAGGGAUAUGAUUUAUUUCUCCUCUUUAAUAAUAAUAUUGGUUAAUAUUUCCAAGUAUAAUUUUACAAUAUAAUGAGUAAAUUAAAUAUUAUUAGUAACAGUCGUAUUAAUUGCUUGUUUUAUAAUUCAUGGAUUUAACAAUUGGAUGUUUUUAUAAAUGAGGUAAUUAUAGACCACGUGUUUUUGAAUUGUUUGAAUUUAGUCUGACAAUUAAAUUAUUACUGAUUACUGUAUAUUAAUUCUAAUUAAUUUUGUAAUUUAUUUAAUUCGUAAUAAGAAUAAUGAACUGACUGUGUAUGUUUUAAUUGUAGUACCUGAGAAAAUCAGGAAACUAAUAAAACGUUGUGCAAAGUUUUAAUAAACAUCGAAAAAAUUCUAUCCAAUAAAGAGGAGAAUUGAAUCAUAUUAUUUUAUUAGAUUACUGUGUGAUUUUAUAUAGUAAAUAUAAAGAAAUCUAUUGACUUGCGAUUAUGAAUAUUGUAAAUUAUAAUAAAAUAUAAGGGAUUUUAAACAAAGAUAUUCGAAAUUAAAAAU